Molecule: messenger RNA, 585 nt
Organism: Sporothrix brasiliensis 5110
Lineage: Eukaryota; Fungi; Ascomycota; Sordariomycetes; Ophiostomatales; Ophiostomataceae
Exons: 1
Coding region: 1-585 (194 amino acids)
Source: RefSeq, a predicted model, not a curated record
AUGUCUUCGUUCAAGCAUUUCUUCUCUCACGGCCAGUUGGCUGCCCGGUCCGAUGAGGGCUCGGGCAACGAGCACACGAUCACCGCCAUGAUCAUCCUCCUCGCAAUUGUCUUCUCCGGCCUGCUCCUGACCUCCACUCUUGUCAUGCUCCGUCGCGUUAAGAGACGCCAGCAGAUGCUUGCUAUGGGUCUGCCGCAGUAUAAUGACAAGACCGGUGCCGGCAACAACAACCCGCACGGCCUCACCAUUCAAACGACCAACGCCAACGGCCGCAAGUCCGUGCUCGUCUUCGGCCGCGAUGGCCAGCCCAUGCUCGCCAACCCCCAGUCGCCGCCGUACUCGCCCGAUAAUGUCCCGGAGAUUCGCAUCACUUUCCCGGACGAGCACGAUGAGACGGGCCGUCGCAAGAGUGGCCGUGUCGUUGUUGUCCGCGUCGGCGAGCACAACACUGUCGGCAUGGAGCCCCUUUCCGAGCAGGAAGAGCAGCUUCCGGCGUACGAGAAGGACAGCAAAAGCCGGUUCUACUCUAUCGACAUGGACCAGAUUGGCGGCCUGAAAGAGAAGCAGUACCGGGAUUACAACUAA